UGAUCCACUUUAACUUUCUCAGACAGUAAUAACGACCCGUCAGUAAGAGGUUUAUUCCCCGCAGGAGACUCACCAUCGUGUCCGUGGAUUGUUGGACUUAAAACAAAAACCGCUGUGAUUUCCCAGAAGAAAAGACAGAUUUUGUUCUUGAGAUCUCCGGUGUUUUCUUGCCACAUUCCUGAGGUUUCUGCAGACAAGAUCACGUUUUUCACCCCUGAUAUGGCUUUUCUGUGCAGGAGAGGAAGUUGAUUUGAUUUAAAAAUCUAUACUUCAGUGUUUCUGCUUUUACUCAAACACUUUUUAAAAAGCAAAAAUGCCAGCAAAGACACCGAUCUACCUAAAAACUACAACCCCAAAGAAAGGGAAGAAGCUGCGGCUGCGUGACGUCCUGUCGGGGGACAUGAUCAGCCCCCCGCUGGGAGACGUGCGCCAUAGCGCGCACGUGGGACCGGAAGGCCAGGGGGACAUGUUUGGAGACGUGGGUUUCCUCCAGGGGAAAAUGGACAUGCUUCCGGGCCACGGCCACGCCCGCUCGCACAGCGUGGACCGGGCCGCCACGCAGGAGCCCCGCAGCUUCGCCUACAACGGCUGCCGCUACCAGCAGGCCUCCAACGGGCUGCUGAAGAGCACCGUGUCCAUGCCGGUGUGCGUCGCCCACGAGCAGGCCCCGCCCAAGCCGCCGCGGCUCCACCUGGACCAGCAGCCAGGUGAGCCGGGUGACGCUCAGCCGGACGUUUGUGAAGCGUCCGCCGUGCGCAGGCUCGUCCCAUCAUCCGGGUCCUUCUCGGAGGCGUCGUCGGAGGACUCCGUGUCGGAGACGUGUGGUCCCCCGGAUGUCCGCCGCGGGCUCAGCCUGGACUCGGACGCCGGGUUGAGCAACGAGGAUCUGAGCAGCGAGCGCAGUGACUCGCCAUGCCCGGUGCCGGGCCUCCAGCCGGCCGACUCCCUGGCCAGGCUGGAUCUGGACCUGGACCUGGGCCCGUCUAUCCUGGAGGACGUGCUGAGCAUCAUGGACCGCUAUAAGGCCGAGGACGACCGCUGCGAGCUGUGAGGACAGGACUCUUUGAGACAUGCUGAGAAAAACGGGGAGACUUUACCUGAGUGCAGUGGCGUCCCCAAGAGGGGGGCUAGAGGAGGCCAGGGCCCGGUGUGGAAAACUAACAGUUGCCCGGUUUGUCUGACCUGCAUUUGUCUGUUCAGGUCAGACAAAGGCAUCCAAUCAUCUACUUUAAUCAAGACUUGCACAUAAAACCCAAUAAAUACAUACAUACACAUAUAAUAAUACUAAAAAAAAAAGAUAUUAUUAUAUGAUAUUACAUCCAAGUCACAUCCAGAAGGAGCCAAUUUCAGUUGGAAAUGUUUUUCUGAAACGAGUAUUUGUGUUUGUGGUGCCAUGAAUGCUGAUCCAUGCAUUCAUAGCCAUAUAGUUACCUAAAAAACAAGUAAUUUUUUUUUUGUCAUUUAAAAAAAAAUCUUUUU
Gambusia affinis (western mosquitofish) is the source of this 1479-nucleotide messenger RNA. RefSeq lists its product as uncharacterized. NCBI's taxonomy places the organism in Eukaryota, Metazoa, Chordata, Actinopteri, Cyprinodontiformes, Poeciliidae. The coding region runs from base 314 to 1051 and encodes 245 amino acids. The record is from RefSeq and is a predicted model, not a curated record. The transcript has 2 exons.